This is a messenger RNA of Acomys russatus (golden spiny mouse), 2902 nucleotides long. Its product is annotated as protocadherin beta-15-like. Gene Ontology annotation, biological process: homophilic cell-cell adhesion. Gene Ontology annotation, molecular function: calcium ion binding. The coding region runs from base 115 to 2505 and encodes 796 amino acids. The record is from RefSeq and is a predicted model, not a curated record. The transcript has a single exon. Gene Ontology annotation, cellular component: plasma membrane. NCBI's taxonomy places the organism in Eukaryota, Metazoa, Chordata, Mammalia, Rodentia, Muridae.
GCCCAAAACCAUUGAGUCUCCGGAGAAUGCUCCUGAUUCACACGUUGGAACAGGCUAUUAACUGACAGACUGACCACUGUCUAGGUGUCCUUGUACCCUGGGUGUGGAAACAAGAUGAAUAUUGGAAGGGAGCACCGACAAAGGCAAGUUCUAUUGACCUUUCUCUUACUGGGAGUGGCUGCUGCUGCGGGCUGGGAACCCCGCCGCUACUUUGUGUUGGAGGAAACACCUAGUGGCACUUUUCUGGCGGAUCUAGUCAAGGACCUAGGGCUGGGAGUUGCGGAGCUAUCUGCUCGAGGAGCCCAGGUAGUGUUUGAGGAUAACAAAGCACGCUUGCAGCUUGAUCUACAGACUGGGAAGCUAAUGUUAAAUGAAAAACUGGACCGAGAGGAGCUGUGUGGCCCCACUGAGCCCUGUGUCACUCCUUUCCAGGUGUUACUAAAAAAACCACUGGAGAUAUUUAGAGCUGAGCUACGGGUGGGAGACAUAAAUGAUCAUUCUCCUGAGUUUCCUGAAAGAGAAAUGACUGUGAGAAUCAUAGAGAACAGCCCUGUGGGCACAGCGUUUUUUCUUAAAAACGCUCAGGAUUUGGAUGUGGGCAAUAACAGCAUUCAGAACUAUAACGUUAGUACCAAUUCUCAUUUCCACGUAUCCAUCCGCAAGCGAGGUGACGGGCGGAAAUACCCAGAGCUGGUGCUGGACAAAGAACUUGAUCGCGAGGAGCAAGCUGAGUUCAGAUUAACUCUGACAGCGCUGGAUGGCGGGUCUCCGCCCAGGACUGGCACCUCACAAAUCCGUAUUGUUGUCAUGGAUACCAAUGACAACGCCCCAGAAUUUUCACAGGCGUUCUAUCAGGUGCAAGUCCCAGAGAACAGCCCAGUGGGUUCCGUGGUUGCUAAGGUCUCGGCUAAGGAUUUGGAUAGUGGGACAAACGGGGAGGUCUCAUACUCUCUUUUUCAAAGUUCUCAAGAGAUGAGCAAAACAUUUGCGCUAAACGCCCUGUCAGGAGAAGUUCGGCUGGUUAAAACACUAGACUUUGAGACAACCUCUUCAUACGAAGUAGAUAUAGAGGCAUCCGAUGGCGGAGGGCUUUCUGGGAAAUGCUCUGUUUCUAUUCAGGUGGUGGAUGUCAACGAUAAUUACCCGGAACUAACUAUAUCAUCGCUCACCAGCCCCAUCCCAGAAAAUUCACCAGAGACAGAAGUGGCUCUGUUUCGGGUUCGGGACCGAGACUCUGGGGAAAAUGGAAGAACAGUUUGUUCAAUCCAGCAUGGUGUUCCCUUUACGCUGGAACCUUCCGUUGAGAACUUCUAUAGACUUAUGACAGAAGGAGCACUGGACAGAGAAAGCAAAGAUGAGUACAACAUCACCGUCACAGUCAGCGACAUGGGCACACCUAGGCUCACAACUCAGCACACCAUAACAGUGCAGGUGUCAGACAUCAACGACAACGCCCCUGCCUUCACUCAAACCUCUUACACCCUGUCUGUCCGCGAGAACAACAGCCCCGCCCUGCACAUAGGCACCAUCAGCGCCACAGACUCAGACUCUGGCUCCAAUGCCCACAUCACCUACUCACUGAUGCCACCCUACGACCAACAGCUGGCCCUUGCCUCACUCAUCUCCAUCAAUGCAGAAAACGGGCAGCUGUUCGCGCUCAGGGCGCUGGACUAUGAGGCCCUGCAGGCCUUCGAAUUCCGAGUGGGCGCCACAGACCAAGGCUCACCUGCACUCAGCAGCCAGGCGCUGGUGCGCGUGCUGGUUCUGGACGACAACGACAAUGAGCCCUUCGUGCUCUACCCGCUGCAGAACGCCUCUGCGCCCUGCACAGAGCUGCUGCCUAGAGUGGCAGAACCUGGCUACCUGAUCACCAAGGUGGUGGCAGUGGACCGCGACUCUGGCCAAAAUGCCUGGCUGUCUUUCCAGCUGCUCAAGACCACGGAGCCUGGGCUGUUCAGCGUGUGGGCUCACAAUGGCGAGGUGCGCACCACCAGGCUGCUGAGUGAGCGCGAUGCAACCAAGCACAGGCUGCUGCUGCUGGUCAAGGACAAUGGUGAGCCCCAGCGCUCUACCAGCGUCACUCUGCAUGUGCUGGUGGUGGAUGGCUUCUCCCAGCCCUACCUGCCUCUGCCAGAGGUGGCGCGCGAUACCGCACAAGGUGAUGAAGAUGAGCUCACGCUGUACCUGGUUAUUGCCUUGGCAUCUGUGUCUUCACUGUUCCUCUUGUCUGUGCUGCUGUUCGUAGGGGUGAGGCUGUGCAGGAGGGCCAGGGCAGCUUCUCUCGGUGUCUGCUCUGUGCCUGACGGACACUUUCCUGCCCACCUGGUGGACGUUAGCAAUGCAGGAACCUUGUCCCAGAGCUACCAGUAUGAGGUGUGUCUGACAGGAGACUCUCAGAGUAAUGAGUUCAAGUUCUUGAAGCCAGUGUUUUCUAGUAUUCUAGACCAAAACACUGGUGGGCAACCAGGAGAUAAUCCGUCCUUCCCAAGUAUUUUCGGCAUGUGAAACUUCACAUUUUACUCGCUGUAUAAUUCUGUUCCUUUUGCUUUUGCAUUUUUAAAAAUUUGGUAAUAAUAUUUAUUGUGGUCUUUUUCCUUUUUUCCUACUAGUUUAAAAAGUGUUGUUUGUUGGUUUGCUUACUGUAUAAGCAUUUUUGCAAUUCUGUUACUGAACAUUUUACAUCAGUUACUUCAUGUUCCUGAUUGAAUUAGCAGUAGUCUUUCCUAAAGAAUGUGCAUUUCUUCUAAUGAACACAGUUGUAAUUUUAAAAGUAUAUAUCCUCACUUAGGGAAAUAGAUUAGUUUAUACACUGUUUGUGUAGUUUGUUGGAGGCUUUAGAUUGAAUCCUUCUGUAAUUCCAGCACUUGGAGGUGAAGGCAAGGUAUAAGGAAUUCAAGGUCAC